AUGAGCUGCGGCAAUACAAAUCCUCGAACACAAACUCAGCUCACAAAACAUGAUGUGGGCUGGAGGAGGAUCGUCCGUAACUUCACCCCAUCAUGGUUCUCGGUCACGAUGGGGACAGGCAUUGUAUCAAUUCUCUUGAAUACACUGCCCUACAAUGCUCAAUGGCUAUACUGGAUCUCUGUGGUCAUCUUCGCUAUCAAUGUCCUCCUCUUCAUCACAGGAUGUAUCAUCAGCUUUUUGCGAUAUACGCUAUAUCCGGAGAUCUUCGGAGCUAUGAUCGUCCAUUCUGUGCAGUCAAUGUUUAUUGGGACGUUCCCCAUGGGCUUGACUACAAUUAUCAACAUGUUUUGUUUCGUCUGCGUCCCAGCGUGGGGUGAAUGGACCAGAAACUUUGCCUGGGGUUUAUGGAUCUUCGACGCCAUAUUAUCGGUGGUGACGGCUUUGUCGUUGCCCUUCUUGCUGUACGUCUUCCCUCUCUUCCAAACUUAUCCGACUGUGACUCUAAAAUCCUACAGCAUGGCCCAUGGGAACGAAACGCAACUCUCCUCCAUGACAGCCAUCUGGCUUCUCCCAAUCGUAAGCUGCAUCGUUGCAGCCUCCUCGGGCGCCAUCGUCGCUGACGUCCUCCCCAACCCUCAACAUGCCCUAUGGACGGUGCUCGUCAGCUAUGUCCUCUGGGGCAUUGGUGUCCCACUUGCCAUGAUGGUCAUGGUGAUCUACCUCCAGCGCCUGACCCUCCACAAGCUCCCACCCAAGGCCGUCAUCGUUAGUGUUUUCCUGCCCCUGGGACCAUUAGGCCAGGGUGGUUAUGGAGCAAUGAAACUAGGCAAAUCCGCCCAAACCAUCUUCGCGCAGACACAUACGCUGGAAGCCUCGUCCGGUUCGACCUUCUACACGCUAGGGUUCCUCGUCGCGCUCAUUCUCUGGUCCUUCGGCCUGGUCUGGCUGUUCUUCGCGUCAGCUUCUAUCGCUCGAUGUCGCAGCUUUCCCUUUAACAUCGGCUGGUGGGGGUUCACAUUCCCGCUGGGGGUCUUUGCCGCCAGUACCUGUCAAAUGGGUCGAGAGCUGCCGUCAGAGUUUUUCAAAAUGCUCGGAACUGUACGUCGUUCAUAUAAUGUCUUUUGA
Molecule: messenger RNA, 1125 nt
Organism: Aspergillus fumigatus Af293
Lineage: Eukaryota; Fungi; Ascomycota; Eurotiomycetes; Eurotiales; Aspergillaceae
Gene: ssu1
Product: putative MFS transporter
Exons: 3
Coding region: 1-1125 (374 amino acids)
Biological process (GO): sulfite transmembrane transport; transmembrane transport
Cellular component (GO): plasma membrane
Molecular function (GO): sulfite transmembrane transporter activity
Source: RefSeq, a predicted model, not a curated record